AUGGUUUCCUGCUUGGGCUUCUUGACCAGGCUGACCGAGAGGUUCGUGCUGGGAGUGGACAUCAUCGUGGAGACAUUGUGGAAAGUGUGGUCGGAGCUCUUGGAUGUGUUUGGACUUGACGUGUCCAACCUGUCGCAGUACUUCAGCCCGGCCUCGGUGGCCAACAGCCCGGCCCGCGCCCUGCUGCUGGUGGUCAUCGUCCUCCUGGCCUACUGGCUCCUGUCCCUGACCUUGGGCUUCGUCUUCAACGUGCUGCACGUGGUGUUCGGCCGCUGCUUCUGGGUCGUGCGGGUGGUCCUGUUUUCGAUGUCGUGCAUGUACAUCCUGCACAAGUACGAGGGCGAGCCCGAGAACACCGUGCUGCCGCUGUGCUUUGUGGUGGCCGUCUACUUCAUGACCGGGCCCAUGGGCUUCCACAGCUGCGCUGGUGCCGCCGGCCCUGGCGGCCCCGGCCUGGAGGGGAAGCUGGAACAGCUGGAGAACCAGGUACGGGUGCUCAACAUCCGCCUCUCCAGGGUGCUGGAAACCCUGGACCGCGCCAAGGACAAGUGAGGCCGUCGGAGGCGGCACCUGGAAACCGCCGAGCCCCAGGCAAUAAAUGGGACCCAGCAGGAGAGUGGCGCGUCUGAGGCUCUUUCCACCGUCCUGGCCC
Messenger RNA from Carlito syrichta (Philippine tarsier), 652 nucleotides. It is a transcript of the gene BRI3BP, whose product is annotated as BRI3 binding protein. Lineage: Eukaryota; Metazoa; Chordata; Mammalia; Primates; Tarsiidae. The record is from RefSeq and is a predicted model, not a curated record. The transcript is spliced from 3 exons. Gene Ontology annotation, cellular component: mitochondrion. Bases 1 to 552 code for a protein of 183 amino acids.